CCCCAGAGUGGGGAGAUGGCCGCAGCGACAGGACCCAAAGCCAACUUCAAACAUGUUAUAUGUGCCUCAAUUUCCCUUUCUUGGUCUCAACUUUAAUUUUGCCACCUGAGCUUCCAACUCUCGAUCCACCUUAAUCUUCAGCUCCCUUUUUGCUUUCUCUCUGUUUCUAAGCCUCGGCAUAUAUCCUACGCUGCCAUUCUAUCUGCAUUUUUAUUGCUUCUCAGUUUGGCCAAACUCCAAACUAACCUGUAGACAUCUUCCCCCAAAAAGUGUUUUGUUUUAAAUAUCACGUCUCUUUAUCUUCUCAGGCCAGAGGAAUGGCAGAGGAGUAAGAUGAGGACCCAAAUGCAUGUCUGGAACUAGUUAGAUUGAAGAAGAAAGAGGAUCUUAGGUGACACCAGUUUAAGGGAGACCAUGCUGCUAUUUCUUAACCUCUUGUUAGAGCUGGUCCGGACUCUGGCUGCAGAUGGGGGUUCACACUGGACAUAUGAAGGCCCACAUGGUCAGGACCAUUGGCCAGCCACUUACCCCGAAUGUGGGAGCAAUGCCCAGUCUCCUAUCGACAUACAAACUGAAAGAGUGCCAUUUGAUUCAGAGCUGCCUGCCCUAAAGCCCCAUGGCUAUGAACAGCCCGGCACAGAGCCCCUAUCUCUGCACAACAAUGGACAUACAGUGCAACUGUCCCUGCCCCCCACUCUAUAUCUGGGGGGGCUCCCCCGAAAUUAUGUAGCAGCCCAGCUGCACCUGCACUGGGGCCGAAAAGGGCAGCCCGGGGGGUCAGAGCACCAGGUCAACAGUGAAGCUACAGCUGCAGAGCUCCACAUCGUCCACUAUGACGCUGAUUCCUCUAACGACCUGAAUGAAGCUGCUCAAAAGCCUCAGGGACUAGCUGUUCUGGGCAUCCUCAUUGAGGUAGGUGAGAACCAGAGCCCAGCUUAUGAACACAUCUUGAGUCACCUGGAAACAAUCAGGUAUAAAGGUCAAUCUACCUUGGUGCCACCCUUUGAUGUGGGGGGGCUGCUUCCUCCAGAGUUGGGGGAGUACUACAGGUACAAUGGUUCACUCACUACCCCUCCCUGCUACCAGAGUGUUAUCUGGACUGUCUUCCACAGAAAGGCUCAGAUUUCUAUGGAGCAGUUGGAGAAGCUACAGGAGACUUUGUUCGCCACAGAGGAGAGCAGUCCCUCCCAGUUACUGGUCCAGAAUUACAGAGCCCCUCAGCCCCUCAACCAUCGACUGGUUGUUGCCUCCUUCAUCCCAGAAGGAGCCUUUUAUUCCACAGGUGAAAUGGUGGGUCUAGGCCUAGGAAUCUUGUUCGGCUGUCUCUUCCUCUUGCUUGCGGGUUACUUCAUUGUCAGGAAAAUUCGGAGGAAUCGGCUGGGGGAACAGAAGAGUGUUGUCUUCACUUCAUCCCGACACGCUACCACGGAUGAGUAGAGACCCUCGCAGACACCCCUUAACCAUCACUUUUCAGCAAACCUGGAGGAUUCAGUGCUGGGACUUGCCAGAUAAUAGCUGUAGCACUAAGAGUUGAAUGUCCCUCCUUCCUCCUGACAGCUCCUUGGGGAGCAAGCUUGGACUCUAAGGAAAACAGCUUGGAAAGCUCUUACCACCAAUGGAAAGAUGAGAAAAGCUAGAGGAUUUGUUUUUGUGGAUAGGACAAUGUUUUUCCCUGAGAAGGGAGAAUUAGUUAUACUCAAGAACCCCUCUUACCUUUCAAUAUCUUCCCUGGACAGUACAGUCCCUUGGAAAGAGGGUUGCUGUAGAAUGGGUUCAAGAAUCCAUAUUCUGAAUGUUUCGGAAAUAAAACAUUUUUGACCACACCA
Molecule: messenger RNA, 1826 nt
Organism: Phascolarctos cinereus (koala)
Lineage: Eukaryota; Metazoa; Chordata; Mammalia; Diprotodontia; Phascolarctidae
Source: RefSeq, a predicted model, not a curated record